AUGCGCUUAGAACAUGCAAACAGAGCUGACAUGACACAUGAAUUGGGCACCGGCACCUACACGCUAGACUGUGGGAAUACGAACCAGUUUUUUAACAUGAAGGAAGUGCUGACUGAAAAUCUGAUUGCCGAUUUUCUAGAAGCCUUCUGUCUUUUUGACAGAGAUGGAGAUGGCUGCAUAACCAUGGAAGAAUUAGCUAGUGCAAUUAGAACACUGAAUCAAAAUAAUCCUAGGAAGGAAGAGCUGCAAAUCAUGAUGAAUGAAGUGGAUAUGGAUGGCAACGGGACCAUAGAAUUCGGGCAGUUCUUGAAUCUGAUGGCCAGAAAAAUGAAGCAAAGUGAAGCAGAAGAGGAAUUGAAAGAAGCUUUCAGACUGUUUGACAAGGAUCAAGAUGGUUACAUAUCACCCACAGAGUUGUUAACUGUGAUGAGAAAUAUUGGAGAGAAGAUCACAGAAGAAGAGCUGGAGCAGAUGAUCAGAGUGGCUGAUUUGGAUGGUGAUGGUCGAGUUAAUUAUGAAGAAUUCGUGAGGAUGAUGGCUGCUUAA
Sphenostylis stenocarpa is the source of this 546-nucleotide messenger RNA. The record is from the annotation of a GenBank genome assembly. Lineage: Eukaryota; Viridiplantae; Streptophyta; Magnoliopsida; Fabales; Fabaceae.